UCCCCGAGUCUCCGCUCCGAGUCCUCGCUGGAACAGGGCUUGCGCAUUACUGUUGGGAAUGACCGGUACUGCCUCGGCACACCAGAGCGAAGGAGGCUGCCCGAUAGGCUGGGCUCACCAACUGAUAACCUGAGUGACAGGGAUGAUAUGGCUGAUGGUCCAAUAUUCACUAGAGGCCUGUCAUGUUCUCGAGGCAUUGAGAGGUACCCCUCUCAUGAAGAUCGACCUUCGAGUCCCUUCCUCGUGAGACAUGACGAAGACUACCGCAGCCGAGACGUUUUUGUCUAUCGCUCAGAUUACAGUCCGCAUUACGGUCAUCGAGAAGAGCUGCCUCGUGCAUCUGACAGAGAUGGUGACAAGCCCAGGAAGUCCUCCUACCCAGCGAGGCCAGAAGAGAGGGGCCGAGAAAUAAAACGUCCACGAUAUGAAAAGGACGAGAAGAUGCAUAGUGUGAGUGGAGAGCAUCAGGGUUUCUCUUCAGGAACACGAAACUACCGCAGACGAAGCCACAGCCGCAGCCGCAGUAGGAGCCCGAGCCCAUCCUACCUGAACGAAGAGUUCAGAGAGCUUGACCGUGCAAGGAGGAAAAGAGAAGAAGAGGAGCGCAGUAGAAACUUGAAUCAUGACGUUUCAGGCAGCAGUUAUGUGAUCCCUGGAUUGACUAACACACUACAGACUUCGCAGCCUCGGUAUACGUAUAGGCCUGAGGAAAUCCCAUCCAUGCCCAGAAAAUCUAUUUUGAAGAAGCGAGUGGAGACGGAAGUAGAGUCUCCUAUUCAGCCUGAGGGCUUUUCAAGUAGUCCAGCUCCCAGCAAGGAUCUUCCUCUUCUUUCUAGUCAUUCGUCUUUACCCCAGAGCGAUGACACAGCUCCUUUUGCCUCUGAAGUGGAGAACUUUCUCAAACGGUUUACCAAAGACUCUGUUGUGGAGUCUGCAAACAAGGAGUUCUGUGAUGGUUUGUAUGAGUGGAGCCCACUUUCUGGGGCUCCCAAAGACACUUUCAUGUUUGAAGAGAAAUUUGGGAGCUUCUUAAGUCACAAAGAAAAGGCGGAACCCAAGUCAGAGCCUGCUGAUCGCCAUUCUGACUUCCUGCUGCCUCAUGAGAGGGCCAGUCAGGAUGGCAGUGGUUUCUCCCGAAUUCUGGGCAUGAUGGCUGAUUCUGUCAGUGCUCAGGAGAAGAGGAGACGUAGUUUUCCUGACAUUGAGGAUGAAGAGAAAUUUCUUUAUGGUGAUGAGGAUGAGGACACCAAAACUGAAUCCCUCCCUGUUCAUAAACCCCCAACGAGUUGUGGCAAUGAGAUAAUAAGCCAGAAAGUGAGCCCACCUCCUACUCCUGCUCCAGCUGCCAAGCUCGAUCCUUUAGAAGAGCCUAAUGCCGAGUAUGCAAAGAUCCAUGACUUACUCAAAACCAUUGGACUUGACAUUGGUGUUGCUGAAAUUGGAAAACUGGCUGUUCGUACCCAGGAACGCCUUCACGGCAAAAAGUUGGCAUCUCGUUCUCCUGACCGUCGCUCUUCAGAUCCCCGCAGACUGGACCCCUGGGACUUGCGGCGCAGCCGGAGCGACACUCGUUCUCCUGAGUCGGGCCAGCAACGCUCAGCGUCGCCUCCAGUCUCCUUCCAGCAGUCCAAAGAUGCAUCUUCUCUUCGGAAAGCAGACUACACGAAGAACAAGCCGGUGCGACAGACUAUACCUCCGCGUGCACCUGAACAGCCUCUUCCUUCUGUCUCUCUCAUUCCCUCAAUUCCACCGGCUCCUGCUAGUUUGCCACCUACACCUACUUCUGUUUCCCAGUACCAGAUUCCCAACUAUUCCAAAUUCACUGCCACUCAGAUGCACCAAAACUAUCCACCUCCCACAAUGGCUCCUCCAGGCUACGAUGUGUAUGGACACUAUAUGGCGUACGCGGCCCCUGGCUGGCCCAUGUACCCUGCUGCCCAGCAGCCUAAUCCUGCACUGCCAGAAGCUCACAGUCUUCUUACUGUGGCCAUGUCAGUGAACCCCACACGUCCCAACCUCCGGGUGAUUGAGACAGUCUCUAUGGGGAAGGACGUCCCUGAUGUAAAAAGAGAUGGCUCUGUGCUCGUUCCUGUCCCUACCACUCCAACUCAUUCCAAAGCACCUCUUCGUCUGUCUUCGCAUCCUCUCAAAAAUACCACAGAAAAGAUGUCAGAUGAAAAAAAUCGGGCAGCUCAAAAGCAGAAGGUGAUAGAAGAGAGAGAAAAACUGAAGAACGAACGAGAAGCACGUCAGAAGAAGCUUUACUAUCUCAAGACAGAACUGGACAGGCUUCGUAAACAGCAAGGAGAGAUGUUGAGGAAGAAACGUCGUGAGAAGGAUGGACACAAAGACCCCUUGUUGGUUGAGGUGAACAGACUACAAGAGAAUAUUAUGAAGGAGAUUUCAGAGCUGCAUAAAGAAUCUGAUGCAGCUGACAAGAAGCAGUCUGAGCUUGACAAAGUAGCACAAAUCCUGGGGAUUAACAUAUUUGAAAAACCCCGGAAACCAUCUGUGGAAACCAAAGAUUCAUCGGAGAAGAACAACAAGUCAGAAAAUGCAAAAGGCCUGGAGAAGACAUCUUCCUCCAACAAGGAAUCAAAAACUACUAAUGAAAAAUCCAGAGGUAGAAGCCCGAAGCCAGCAGAAUCCUCUUCACAGUCUUCCAAACAUCCUUUCCAGUUGGCCAAUAUUUAUGAAUAUUAUGAUGCAGGGAACCACUGGUGCAAAGACUGCAAUACCAUCUGCGGAACCAUGUUUGACUUUUUCACACACAUGCACAAUAAGAAACAUAGACAGACCCUGGAUCCUUACAACAGACCUUGGGCUUCGAAGACCCAGAGUGAGACCAAACAAGACUCCAUAAAACGCAUCGAUAAGAUAACUGUUCCUGCCAAAGGCUCUGAGUUUCUGAUUCCCAUCACUGGAUAUUAUUGCCAGCUCUGUCAUGAAUUUUUUGGAGAUCAAAUCUCAGCAGAGCAGCAUGUGAAAAGUCAUCCCCACAAUGAGAAAUAUAAGAAAUACAUAGAUGAAAACCCACUCUAUGAAGAGAGGAGAAAUCUAGAUCGUCAAGCUGGAUUGGCUGUAGUUCUGGAGACAGAGCGCAGGCGGCAGAAUGAGCUGAAACGGAAAUUAGUCGAGAAGCAGAAAGAAGAGAAGGAUGAGAAGAAAGCAAAAAUAAUAAAGAAAGAGGAAGCAAAGAGCAUCCCAGAGCUUGGAGAAGGGACUAGUGAAACUCAAGGCAAAGUAGAUUCUUCUGGAUGCAAAACGGUUAUCAAGCCUAAGCUGAGGAAGGAAGAUAAGGAGGAGGAGAAAAAAGGAGAAAAGAAAGAGGAAUCUAAAAAGGAAUCGCCAAGCCAGACCUCCUUUGGGAAAUUCAGCUGGAAAAAGAUUGAGAGAGAGGAUAAAACCCCUGGAGGAGCUGUUCCAAAAGAGGAGAGUACGGAAGGAAACAAAGAGGAGAACAAGUGUCAGUCUGGGAAACCCCAUGUCAAGCCCAUUGAAAUCAAGCUGUCUGGGAAAACUGUUAUUCCACACACUAGCCCGUGGACACCAGUUGUAUCCACAUUAACACAGGCAAAAAUUUUACCCAAUUUACCAGUCCCCACCAUGAUUUUCAGGAAGACUGCAACUGCAACAGUUAGCAAACCAGCACCUUUGAACACGUUUUUAUCCAUAAAGUCCUCUGGAGCUACCACCAAACCAUUGCCUGUGGUCAAAGAAACCAAUGCAGAUAUUCUGCUGCCUCCAGAUAUCAUCUCAAAAGCAUUUGGGGGAGAAGAAGUAAUUUUAAAAGGGGCAGAGGAGGAUUUGAAAGCAGCAGAGAAAAGUGAGUCUUCUCAGACUUCUAGUAUACCACCUCCACCCCGUCCUUCACCAGCAGUGCAGCAGACAGCUGUCAUCCCUGCAGAUGAAGUAGCUCCAGGUGUAUCUGAAAGUGAUCAGACAAUUCUGGCAAUGCCUGUGAGACCCCCUCCACUACCACCUUCAACUGCUUUCAGUGAUCAUGCAAAAAAGGUGGAGAAACGAAACUCUUGCUUGGCCACAGCCAAUGCUAAAGAUCUCUAUGAUAUUUUCUACAGUAGCGGUGGAAAGGGUUCAGCUGACAGCAAGCUUGCAAGUUCUGCACUUCCAAAUGGGGAAAGCUCUAACCUAGCAAAACCUGCAGACUCAUCUGCAAACCCUAGAACAAAUAAUAACUCAUCCUCCUUGAAAGAAGAUUCUCAGAAUGAAGGGUUCUCACAGUGUAAUAAUCAAAUAACAGGGAAUUGUGAGAGUGAGGCUGAGACGAACAAGGAGCCCCUUCAGCCUCAACUGUCUGUGGUCACAGAACUGUCAGAAACAAAAACUACUUCUGGUAUCCAGACACCUGCAGAAAUUGGACUUGUGGGUAUAGGAGGCAGAGAGCAAGGAGGCAGUCAGGAAUUCUCUGAUUUACAGAAAACAGAGUUCCAAGUGAAAGUUGGACAGGCAGAUGCAAAUAAACCUGCAGUUACUAAUGCAAAUGUUCCUGGUACUUUGAAGAAAUAUGCAGAGAUGAAAGACAGGGAAGUGAAAGUGGUAAAGCCUGAGCUUAGCUUAUACCCAAAGACUUCGUUGCCUGAAGCACAGAAUGAAAUCAGAAAUUUGGGAAAUUCCCAUUUGGUAGAGGAAAAAAUAAGUGAUAACUGUAGAACUCACUCAGAAAACAAUAGUCCAGACUUGCUCUGAAGUUCUGGUGGAUGGAACACUUCCAGAACUAGUAAUGGAGAACAGGUUGUAACAACUCAUUCUUGUUCUGAAAGUGGUUGGGAUUUAUCAAAUACUCCAUGUAGAGAAACAAAAACUAGUUCUAAAGAAGGUAGUGCUUCAGAAUUGACAGAGGUACAGCCAGAAACUUGUCUCACCCACACAGAAACUAGAAGUAGCGUAUUAGAAGCUCAAGAAAAAGUUCAACCUGAACCUUCAGGCCAUACAGUUUUAGAUAACCAAACCCAAAGGCAGGAAGUUGAAUGGCUAGUUAAUGCCCGUUCUGCAAACAUUGUUGAACUCGGAUCCAGUGUAGAAUUAGUAGAUGAAGUUGAAAAAAAAUCAUUAGGACACACUGGAUCUAAUACAACAUUAGAUAAUAGUUUUAUCAAAAGAGAAUCAGAAGAUGUGAAACACAAUAAGACUCCCUCCCAGAAAGCGGAGCUCGAGUUCAGAAGCACUGAUUUCAGUUUGGUGGAUACCAAGGUCAAACAUGAGUGCUUCAGCAGCCUUACAGCAGGACUUUUAAAUGAGAGUACGGAAGAAGUCUCAAAAGUAGAAACUGUUGCGUCCAUUAGGCUGGAGCCCAGUAAACUGAAGAAGCUGGGGACUGGAAAGCCAGGGGAUGAAACAGAGAUUACUGAUAUUGCUCCAUUGACUUCUAGUACUCAAGAUCAGUUUUGCACACGUGUUUCUCCAACAGCUGUGUCACAGCUUGGGUUGCAGUCCUCGGAUAGUGACGCUACAGAAGCGGUCACGCCAGUUCCAGAUACACAGGGCGUUUCUGCCGUGUCCGAGAUGCUCCUGCGCGUGGAGGAGAGCAAAGGUGGUGCUGCUGAAAUGCCAUCACCGAGUUGUGAUGGAGGCAGCACUGACAGCCAGCCUCCUGGGCAUGUGGAAACUUUCCUGCCUGGGCUCAAAGAAACACAUGGAAAGGAGGGUGGCUCAGGAGGCAAAGGACCAUGUGCCAUCCACAGCAAGAAGACUGAGCAAACAGAAACUGCUGACGGUAGUUUGGAAGAUACGGGGACUUCAGGAAUCACUGAAAGCUUAGCAGAAAGCCCAGUGGGUUGA
This is a messenger RNA of Merops nubicus (carmine bee-eater), 5799 nucleotides long. RefSeq names its product zinc finger protein 318 (gene ZNF318). The transcript has 12 exons. NCBI's taxonomy places the organism in Eukaryota, Metazoa, Chordata, Aves, Coraciiformes, Meropidae. Gene Ontology annotation, cellular component: nucleoplasm. Gene Ontology annotation, molecular function: zinc ion binding; nucleic acid binding. The record is from RefSeq and is a predicted model, not a curated record. Gene Ontology annotation, biological process: negative regulation of DNA-templated transcription; positive regulation of DNA-templated transcription.